UCCUCCGCCUGGCUCGGUUCCGACCACCACCGUGCCUCUCACCUUCUUUGACAUCCACUGGCUCGGUUCUUUCCCCAUGCAACGCCUCUUCUUCUUUGAUUUCCCUUACCCUACCUUGCAUUUCACUCAAACCGUUCUUCCUAGUCUCAAAACCUCCCUCUCCCACACCCUACAGCAUUUCUUCCCUUUUGCUGGGUAUCUCGUGCUCCCUCCACGUCCUCAACAGCCCUAUAUCCUCUACAAAGAGGGGGACUCUGUUCCCUUUGUUGUUGCGGAAUCCAUGGCUAACUUCAACCAUCUUGCAGGCAACCAUGCUCGAACAAUCGGAGAAUUUCAACAGCUGCUAGUGACGAGGUUACCACGGGUUCUGGUAAUGGGUGGAUGCAAACAGCAAAAUGCCAUGGCCGUUCGAGUCACUGUGUUUCCGAACUCGGGCGUCUCCAUAGGCAUAACGUUCAGCCACGCGGUUGCAGAUGGCAGAGCAUUUGCCCAUUUCAUGAAAUCAUGGGCCUCGAUUUACAGGGCGCAAGGGGACUUGACUUCUCUAAACGGUUCCCUUCCGAUCUACAACAGGGAUUUGAUCGGAGACCCUGGUGGGCUUGCUUCCAUAUUCAUGAAGGACGUCUGGGAUUGGGAGGGUUUGAGCAGCAUUUCCCUGCAGCAACUUCGGAUUACCAAGGUAAUUAGCCGAUCCCAAAUCGAGAUAUUAAAGAAUUGGGUCCGAAAUAAGAACGCUACAGAGAGUCAACCAGAGCAACUAAGACUAUCCUCAUUCAUCGUGACUUGUGCUUACAUGUGGGUCUGUUUGAUCAGAUCAGAGGAAAGGGAAAUUGGCGACGAUGAGCUUUACCACUUGGUUUUCAUGGCAGAUUGUAGAGACCGCCUGAAAUUAGCCGCAACAUACUUUGGAAACUGCCUGGAAAUUCGUUUCGCAGAAGCGAAGAGGAAAGAGCUGGUGGGGGAAAAUGGGGUUUUGGCGGCAGCAAUGGCUAUUGGAAGAGAAGUAUCCGAACUGGAUAAAGGAGUGCUGGGAGGGGCGGAGAAGUGGCUGUCAAGGGCGAAGGAAGUAUUCCAGUCUGGUGUCCACACUGUUUCAGUUGCAGGGUCACCAAAAUUGCGUGUGUACGAAACGGACUUCGGAUGGGGGAGGCCAAAGAAGACAGAGGUGGCUCACCUUGGUUCUUAUGGAGCAAUGUCGAUUUCAGAGAGUGGAGGUGAAGAAGGAGGAGUUGAGUUUGGACUGGCUCUUUCUCAGGACGAGUUGGAGAAAUUCAAUGUUGCUUUUAAGCAAGGCUGGUUGGGGCUAAGGUGAACGACAGUGAGUAAAGCUCUUGAAUCAGAAAAAAAAGAGCCUGGUCCUGGAGAAUAAAGCAAUGAAAUUAAUUUAUUUGUUUGGCGACGGUACGCACAACAGGGCAGGAAGGUAAUGAAACAAUCAUAAUCUCCGAGGACAACCCCAGUUAAGCUCAGGGACUGCAUUGAAGAGCUCCUGAAGUUCACUCUCCACUCUCAAUUAAACGGAACGCUGAUCUUGGGCUCUCCAAAGAUUUCUGCUUUUCUCUUCUCAAAGACGAAUCAAGUGACCCCAUCACCAGUUAAGAAGCGAAGAAAAUCAGUGAGAAUAAUCGUCUAGGCUUGCAAUUUACUGUGCCUAUUGAACUGUCUGGGUUUUCAUAUGUUUCUAAUGAAAGUGUGAAACUUGAUUCAAGAUAUAGUUUGAUUUGGUCAAGAAAUUAAAUGGAAACAAUUAGAAGGCAUAACUCCCCUGACAUAUUGUUUAAGUGAAUGAUUCAGAUUCUUCAGGAGCCCCUGAAUCUCCUCUAUGCAGUAAACUAGCUUCAGAUAUAGUUAUGCAAUUUUAUGUUAUGUUACAUAUCCCUUCCUGAAACUUCUUUGCAUUUAUUUUUUACCUUUUUGGUAUAUUGGGUUAACAUUGCAAGGUUUGGACUGUUGAU
Molecule: messenger RNA, 1955 nt
Organism: Rubroshorea leprosula
Lineage: Eukaryota; Viridiplantae; Streptophyta; Magnoliopsida; Malvales; Dipterocarpaceae
Source: the annotation of a GenBank genome assembly